AUGGCUUCCCGGCGAGCGUUGGCCGCCUUGCCUCUGCGCAGCGCCCUCAGCAAGCCCGCCGCCAAUGCCUUCUUCCUGCCGGCCGUCCGCCGCUCCAGUUCCUCGACCCAGGCCCUCGCCUACAAGGCCCUGCACCGACGGAUCGCGCCUCUCCCCACACAAGAUGCCCCGCCGUCAUGGUCGGCUCCUGCCGCCGUCAGCAGCAUCCUCUACGAGACGCCGCUGCCCUCGCAGGCUCCGCCAAAGCGCCACGUCCUCAACUGCCUCGUGCAGAACGAGCCGGGUGUGCUGUCGCGCGUGUCGGGUAUCCUGGCCGCGCGCGGCUUCAACAUCGACUCCCUCGUCGUCUGCAACACCGAGGUCGACGACCUCUCGCGUAUGACCAUUGUCCUGCAGGGCCAGGACGGCGUCGUCGAGCAGGCCCGCCGCCAGCUCGAGGAUCUCGUUCCCGUCUGGGCCGUCCUCGACUACACCCAAGCGCCCCUCGUCCAGCGCGAGCUGCUGCUCGCCAAGAUCUCCAUCCUCGGCCCCGAGUUCUUCGAGGAGCUGAUGAACCACCACCGCGAAAUGGUCGACUCGCCCGGCUUCAUCCAGGAUGGUGAGACCCCCGAGCAGACUGCCGCUGCCAUUGAGGAGCAGAGGAUCGCUGCCGAGCGCGCCGCCCAAGAGGCGCUUCGUCGCGACUUCCACCCUAGCAGACUGGCUGCGUCGCAAGCGCUGAGGCACAAGCACGAGCACUUGGAGGCGAUCACCCACCUGGCGCACCAGUUCGGUGGCAAGGUCCUGGACAUCAGCACCAACAACUGCAUCGUCGAAGUCUCUGCCAAGCCGGCAAGGAUUGACUCGUUCAUGAAGCUCAUUGCUCCCUUCGGUAUCCUCGAGUCUGCCAGGACUGGUCUUAUGGCCCUGCCCCGCUCGCCGCUCACCGGCCCGAACGAGGCGCAAGAGAAGGAGAUCGAGGACGUCGUCGACCAGAGCAUGCUGCCCCCUGGUUAA
Messenger RNA from Aplosporella prunicola CBS 121167, 996 nucleotides. RefSeq lists its product as uncharacterized. Lineage: Eukaryota; Fungi; Ascomycota; Dothideomycetes; Botryosphaeriales; Aplosporellaceae. Gene Ontology annotation, biological process: branched-chain amino acid biosynthetic process. Bases 1 to 996 code for a protein of 331 amino acids. Gene Ontology annotation, cellular component: mitochondrial nucleoid; acetolactate synthase complex. The record is from RefSeq and is a predicted model, not a curated record. Gene Ontology annotation, molecular function: acetolactate synthase regulator activity. The transcript is spliced from 2 exons.